UUUUACUUAUUUUAUUUCAAGACUAUUAUCAAAAAAUUCAAAUGCAGAUGUUCAGUUUAAUGUUUUUUGGCUGCAUGGUUAGAUUGUUUAAAACAAAUAAAGUACUGUGUGUUUAGUUUUUCUACUUAGCAAAUUAAAAAGGGGUUUAAAAUGUCAACACUACCAUCUUUUGCAUCAUUUUUUGAGGAAAACCCUUCAAUUAAAAAGCAAAAAAAAAUCACUAUACACGUCCAUGAUGAAAUUAAAAACACGAUGAGAGAUUUUAAAUGUUCGGGAUAUCUUCUUUUAAAAGAAAUGCCCUACUUUAGAGAUUAUUUGCCUAUAAAUCAUCAUCAAUGGGAUAAUAUUGAUAUUACAGUUCAUUGUGAUGUGAAUAUUUUUCAAUGGUUGAUUAAUUAUAUAAAAAAGAAAGGUGGCGAAGAAUUAAAAUUAGAUGUUAAUAAUAUUGUUCCAUUAUUAUUGUCGUCAGAAUUUCUAAAGAUGAAUAGCUUAGUCAAGAAAUGCAUCAGUUUUUGCUGUAGUCAUUUGAAUGAUGUCAUAGCUGCAUCCAAUAACAUGCAUGGCAUAAGUGACAAGAUAGUAUAUAGAAUUGCAUCUCGAUUCGACCAAAGACAAAUAUAUCAGCUUCAAGAUAAUGAUGAUAAAUUUAAAAGUAGGUUGUUUCGUGUGAAGCUUGAUGAAAUCUUUAAAUCUGAUUAUUCUACCGAACUAUCACCAAAUAAUGCAUCUACUUUGUUUAGGUGUCUUGUCUGUGGAAAGUAUCUUUUGGCAUAUAUCUGUAAUCAAAUUUCAUGUUCAAUUGAUAGAAUGACAAUUGAUAGCUAUGGCAACAUACGCUGGUGCCAUGAAAGGGAUUCCUUAUGGUCAUCUGCAGAUUAUUUGUCGAUGCUAAAAGAGGAGUUAAAAUCUUGGACUCUUGUCUACUGGAGUUUCCGUGCUCCGACUGACGUUGGGAUAUGGAGUUUGAUUAAUUACAUGCAAUGUAAUGUUUGUGAUACUAUAUUUCCUGUUGCGGAUUUUAAGACAUGUGUUUACCAUCCAGGCGCCAUAAUAAGAGCAUCAAGUAAUGGAAAAACAGAUUCAACUUUUAGGUGUUGCGGACAGCCCGAAAAAAAAUUUGAAUUUAUUGAGUUAUAUGACGGAUGUCAGACCAAAGAUCACGAUAUCGUUUUUGAAAACAGCUAUAAGAAAAAUGCUAUCUUAUGCACCAAACAGCUAUACAACGAACUUAAAAACGUAAUUGAUGUGGUUUGUUUUCCAAAAAAUCCCUCAACUGCGACGUCAAAUUCAUUUAGUCAGUGCGAUGUUACAAAGUCUCGAUUCUUUUCUCAAGAUAGGAUAAUAGAAUGUAGAUCUGAUAUUAGCAAUGAAUGUUCUUCACUGUGUCGAUCUAGUAAAAAAACAAGCAAACAGUUAGAACAGUUUCCUAUUUUGAAUAAAGAUAAAAGAUUUGUCAAGCCCUUGUCAAAUUUGACUUGGAAUAACUAUUUACCUCUACGAUUAAAUCAAGAUAUUCAACGAGAACAAGAUGAUAAGCGCAUGAACGAUAUUUUAAAUAGACUAAAUCUUCACUUGGAAUAUCACGAUGAUGAAGGUGGAAUUUUUUCCAUAUUAGAGAAUCGUUUAAAAACGCAUAAAAUAAAAACAAGAUGAAGUUACAAUU
Molecule: messenger RNA, 1663 nt
Organism: Hydra vulgaris (swiftwater hydra)
Lineage: Eukaryota; Metazoa; Cnidaria; Hydrozoa; Anthoathecata; Hydridae
Source: RefSeq, a predicted model, not a curated record